GCUAUAAAAGGGGGAGAACCCGUCAUUGUAAGGGGGGAAUUGAAUACUCAAGAAAAGAAUAUUACUGAGUGAUUAUAUCUUCCUGAUUGAUAUUACGUUCUUGGUCCGCCAUCUGAUCGGGUUAAUCCCAUCAUCGAUGCUUUCAUUGAGAUAAAACUGUGAGAUAAGGCUGUGAGAUUAUGGCCGGACGAAGGACGAGACGUAACACUGCUGCUUCCGCCCAGUCGACGGUAAGGAGUGACAACCCUAGGCAGGGUAUGAUCGUUCCUGUCAAUGGGUUGGAAACGGCAUUGAAUAAUGUGGCCAACAUGAUGGCCAACAUUAUGGAACGAUUGGAUAAGGCUCUUCCAGGUCCAUCCGGUAUCCGGGACAUCCCUGCCGGGCAACCCCGUCAGGUACUGCGUACCGCGAGUUCUCCUAUCCUCCAGGAGCUUCAUGAUCCGGAAGAGGUUGAGAGGGAGAGACGAGCCAUUGCCAUACGCCGGGCGCAGGAGUUGGCCCGGAAUAGUAAGGUGAAUGAGGACCGGGCCAAGGAUGCAAGCCGGAUCGUCGGCGAUGGAAACGAAAACCCGCGGGGAUCCGUCUUUGAAAGGAUAUCUCGCCAGAAGGCUCACGUUAGUGAGAGGCUGGGGAAGAAUCCGGAUAAGGCACCCUAGGGUUGGAUACGACCCCAGGCUAGCCAGGUGGCAUCUUCUAACCGCGAACCCCGGCUGCGAAACGGCCGUGGUGGGAUCCAAGCCCCAGUCCGGUCAGUGAUGGAUUUGGAGGAGGACUGAUGAUUGAGUUUUUCGGUAAGUCAACCUUCCCAAUGAAGGGUUAGUUUUCUC
This is a messenger RNA of Cuscuta campestris, 827 nucleotides long. The record is from the annotation of a GenBank genome assembly. NCBI's taxonomy places the organism in Eukaryota, Viridiplantae, Streptophyta, Magnoliopsida, Solanales, Convolvulaceae.